This is a messenger RNA of Hemicordylus capensis (graceful crag lizard), 2189 nucleotides long. RefSeq names its product FA complementation group C (gene FANCC). Gene Ontology annotation, cellular component: Fanconi anaemia nuclear complex. Gene Ontology annotation, biological process: nucleotide-excision repair; interstrand cross-link repair; cellular response to oxidative stress. Lineage: Eukaryota; Metazoa; Chordata; Lepidosauria; Squamata; Cordylidae. The record is from RefSeq and is a predicted model, not a curated record. The transcript has 15 exons. Bases 335 to 2014 code for a protein of 559 amino acids.
GCCGCCUGGCUUGCCGCUCCGGGCUCUGAAGAAUUCCACGCUCUUUGGCGGCAGAGCUCGUCAGAACUUUGAAAAGCUGGGCGGGAGUCCCCCCCCCUCCCCCGCAUGGUCAGUCGCGGCAGAGUAGCAACGCGCUCCUCAGGAGUGACCACCUGCACGCAGCAGCCGUCGAAAGAGAGAGGGACGACGCAGCCUGAAGACCGUACGCUUGUUUACGCGGAAGUAAGUGCCACUUUGUUCAACGUGGGACUUACUUCCGAAUAAGCGUGCACGUAGCUGCAAUGCAUGGCCGCCUAACAGUUCGAGCCGUACAUGUUUUCUUGGAAGUGUCAGCAUGGCUGAAGAUACUAGAGUUACUAAAUUAAGCUUUGAGUUUUGGCUGCACAAGACUCUUGAGUGGGGUCAAAUCACCACUUCAGAAUCUCAGCAAGAUGUCUGCCUUCACUUGCCUGAAUUACAGGAAUUUCUACUGCAGAUUUAUGGAGCUUUGAAACAUAUGAACUGCACUGCUGCAGUCCAAAGAUUCCCAUUAAUUGGCCAAUUAUUAGGAAGACUUUGUUGGAAUCCUUUUGUCAUUGGAUAUGAUGAAUGCCAGAAGAUUCUAAUGUGGUGCUUAUGUUGUCUGUACAGUGGUGAACCACAGAACCCUGUGGAAUCGAAGGCCAACAGCUGGAUACAAACCUCAUUGUGCCAUCUCCUGUCAUUCUCUGGACUAGGAAAUCAUGAAGUAGAUAUCAACAACUUUAUUUCAACUCUUGGCUUCACUUCAUCAGAUUACUAUUCAAAACUGGUUGAAAAUGUGGUCUUAUCAUUAGUGACAGAACUCAGCAGAAAUCAGUUUAAUGGAUUUAACAGCCAACAAAAUGUCUCUUCUCGAGUUACAUCCAUGUCCCUCCUCUGUGUGCCUCUUAUUACUUUGCCUGAUGUAACACCUCUGCUGGAAGCGCUUCUUAGCUAUCAUGGCGAUGAAUCACAAGAAGUCCUCCACUCUCAGUUCUUAAAAGCUGUGAAUGAGGCCAUUUUACAGAAGAAGAUUUCCUUGUCUGAAACUGCUGUGCUGCAGUUAUGGCUUCGUCAUCUUCCUAGUGUGGAGAAAGCACUGUUGCAAAAUUUUGCAAGUUUAAUCUCUUGUCAGCCAAGUUCACCAGAAGAGAUGGCACGUCUGAUAAAAGGUUCCCUGCUGCACCGAGCUGCAUGUCAUCCAGCCAUCUUCAGUGUUGCUGAUGAAAUGUUCAGGAAUGCACUGCUGGAAACUGAUGGAGCACCAGAAGUAAUGAGCAUAAUGCAGGUGUUUACACAGUGCUUUGUUCAAGCUUACCAAGAGAAUAAUAAGCAGCAAAAGUUUCCACUGAAGGCCUACUUCCCCCAUAAUCCACAUUCGCUUGUGUCAGCUUUCCUUAAACAUCCUUCAGAUUUGCCAGCUACAGGUUUAAAUUGGCAUUUGAACCACAUUGUUGAAAUGCUCAAAGCAACAGUAGAAGCUAAUUGUAUUGGAUCUCGUGAUGACCUUUUUGAGAACUGGUUUUUGUUGGUUCACUUUGGAGAAUGGGCUGAUAUUGCAGCAGAGCAGUUGUGGGGGUCAAUGGCAGAGUUUUCAGAUGCUUUGCUGUGGCUGUUGGUAUUUUACUACAAUCCAAGUGAUUGCAUACAGCGGGGAACUCAAGCAACGGUAGAAGCUCGAUCUGUAUGUGACCAUCUGAUGACCCUGUCUAGAACUUCAACUAUUUCGACUGCAGAUCUGCAGGCUGUACUUAGUAGCAAAGCAAACAUAAGGCAACCUGGUACCAGACACCUGGUUAUGCAUCUGCUGGUCAGCUUUCUGCUUUUCACUGCUGUUGGACACACGAUAGCCAGAGAGUUUAUCACCCAUUGUGUAGUUGCAGGCAGUGAAAUCCUAGAAGUUUCUGGUCUUCUUACCCGCAUUGGAAAUAGAAUUGGCCAACUUGGAGUAAAAUAUCAAAGGACUGUAAAACUGGCAGAUAAUCUCCUCCAGAAACUAAAAUGUGAGGUUUAGUUUUUUUUACAGUGAAAUUGCUUGGAUUAGAAUGGUUGAGCAGAAGAAAGUGAGAAGAUAUUUUAUGUCCUUUUGCAUGAGUGUUUUCAUCUGUAUAUCUGAAGGAGAGGUCUGUAUCUAAAAAUGCAACUUUGUUGAAACAUAGAAAUAAAUUAUAAAUAUGCUUGAAAAUGUU